AUGGGAAUCAAGAUCCUUCAGGUAAAUCUACAGCACAGUAAAGCUGCUUCAGCUGUACUCUGUAGACGCUUUUUCGCGGAAGAAUUUCACGUGGCUCUGACACGGGAACUCUGGAUUUGUAUGGGUAAAACAGCAGGGCUUUCCAUAGCAGUAGUCAACAUUUCUUACGUUAAUAAUGCUAGAUCCUGUAUUGUUGCACGCAUCAAUGAACACAGUAUUCCUGUUCUGGAAUUCUGUUCCAGGGAUCUCUCCACAGUCAGGCUGACUGGGGCUGGAGCUGAACGAACUUUCUUUAUUACAUUAUCAUAUCUGCCGUAUGAUGAUGUGGAUUCCACGCCCUCCAGAGAGAUCACCUUGGUAGAUCAUGUUAGGAGGAGCGGUUUGGAGUUGGUGAUUGGCCCUGACGCUAAUUUACACAAGGAGGCGUGGGGCAACACCAACACAAGCAGUAGAAGCAAGUCGAUCCUGGAGUAUAUAAUAUCCCGCAAUCUGGUUAUUGUAAACGUGGGUAAUGUUCCCAAGUCUGGCAUGCGGACGCGUAAGGAGGUGAUAGAUGUGACCAUGAUGACAGGGGGUAUGGUUGAUCGGAUACACGGCUGA
Messenger RNA from Homalodisca vitripennis (glassy-winged sharpshooter), 600 nucleotides. RefSeq lists its product as uncharacterized. NCBI's taxonomy places the organism in Eukaryota, Metazoa, Arthropoda, Insecta, Hemiptera, Cicadellidae. The coding region runs from base 1 to 600 and encodes 199 amino acids. The transcript has a single exon. The record is from RefSeq and is a predicted model, not a curated record. Gene Ontology annotation, molecular function: catalytic activity.